CUUCACAAGAACAACUUUGGGUGACUUAUUCGCGGCCCACCGAUCAUACCGGGAGGAGCGGCCCUGCGUACUUCGCCAUCACGACGGCCUCCUGUGUAGUUAGAACUAGGCCAACUUCUUUGCACUCGGACGCGAUGGACCGGCAUCAUGAAAUCGACGCCAGCGCAAGAACUACAGAUGAGGACGUGGACCCGCUGCUUGUCCCGCUUUCGUCUGCCCAGAAAAUGUUGUUGCUGAAGCAGUACGUCGAGGAAAUUCUACUUUUGGGUGGAUCCUGUUCAUCUUCUACGCCUGGAAGUGUGGUAUCGGAUUCUACUCGAGCUUCAUCCCUGGAGCGGGCAGAUGCGUCGUGCGCUGUCGGGCCAGCAGCGGCUGCGACGAACGGCCUUCCGGGCGAAGCUUUCGCUUUGCAAUCCGUGCCAGAAGGGAAAGUGGAUAAUAGUGCCGACGACCAUUCUACAACCUUCUCCCCCACAGGGGGCUCCACACCGACGACAGACUGCGGCGAUUCAUGCACGUCGGGUUGUUCCACGCCGACUGACUCUUCC
Molecule: messenger RNA, 548 nt
Organism: Amoebophrya sp. A120
Lineage: Eukaryota; Dinophyceae; Syndiniales; Amoebophryaceae
Source: the annotation of a GenBank genome assembly